Messenger RNA from Triplophysa dalaica, 3512 nucleotides. RefSeq names its product regulatory factor X, 4 (gene rfx4). Gene Ontology annotation, biological process: regulation of transcription by RNA polymerase II. The record is from RefSeq and is a predicted model, not a curated record. The transcript has 18 exons. NCBI's taxonomy places the organism in Eukaryota, Metazoa, Chordata, Actinopteri, Cypriniformes, Nemacheilidae. Bases 305 to 2509 code for a protein of 734 amino acids. Gene Ontology annotation, molecular function: RNA polymerase II cis-regulatory region sequence-specific DNA binding; DNA-binding transcription factor activity, RNA polymerase II-specific.
UCAAUGACAUAUCCCCCAUCAGGGCUCCUAUAAAAUCAGCCCCUUUCCCAUGAAACAUCAGCAAACAUUUUGACGGCUCUGGCUUUUCCCCCGCUGGAUCGCUGGAGUCUCUGACCCCCCACCCCAUCCACCCACCCACUCCUAGAACCCCCACCUCCACCGCCGCCACCCUCUCCACGGACCUCACAUCUUAUGCAUCUCUGCGACGGCCAGUUCUCUCGGAGAGACGGAGGGAGCUGAGGAGGGGGAGUCCAGCACGGAGCCAUUUUCUCAGAGGAGCCCCUGGAACGUGCAUGGGAAGAGGAUGCAUUGUGGGCUGCUGGAAGAACCUGACAUGGAUUCCACAGAGAGCUGGAUUGAAAGAUGUCUGAACGAAAGCGAGAGCAAGCGCUUUUCCAGCCACACGUCUAUUGAAAAUAUGUCCAACGACGAAAAUGAGGAGAAGGAAAAUAAUCGAGCAUCUAAACCACAUUCAACACCUGCAACGCUACAAUGGUUGGAGGAGAAUUAUGAGAUUGCAGAGGGUGUCUGUAUUCCUCGCAGUGCACUGUACAUGCACUAUUUGGAUUUUUGUGAAAAGCAUGAUUCUCAGCCCGUCAACGCCGCUAGCUUCGGAAAGAUAAUAAGACAACAGUUCCCUCAAUUAACCACACGAAGACUAGGAACCAGAGGCCAGUCAAAGUAUCACUAUUAUGGCAUCGCUGUGAAAGAAAGUUCCCAGUACUACGAUGUGAUGUACUCCAAAAAGGGUGCUGCAUGGGUGAACGAGACGGGCAAGAAAGAGGUCACCAAGCAGACAGUGGCAUAUUCACCACGCUCCAAACUGGGCACUCUUCUGCCAGAAUUUCCAAAUGUCAAAGACCUAAAUCUGCCCGCCAGUCUGCCAGAAGAGAAGGUCGCAACAUUCAUAAUGAUGUACAGAACUCACUGCCAGAGGAUAUUAGAUACAGUCAUACGAGCUAACUUUGAUGAGGUCCAGAGCUUCCUGCUUCACUUUUGGCAGGGCAUGCCACCUCACAUGUUGCCCGUCUUGGGCUCUUCCAUUGUGGUGAACAUAGUGGGUGUAUGUGACUCCAUAUUGUACAAGGCCAUCUCAGGGGUUCUCAUGCCCACGGUCCUACAGGCUCUGCCUGACAGCCUCACUCAGGUGAUCAGGAAGUUUGCCAAACAGCUGGACGAGUGGCUUAAGGUGGCACUUCACGAUCUGCCAGAGAACUUGCGCAACAUAAAGUUUGAAUUGUCAAGACGAUUUUCACAAAUACUUAAGCGACAAACAUCAUUAAACCAUCUCUGUCAGGCCUCUCGAACGGUGAUCCACAGUGCAGACAUCACCUUUCAAAUGCUGGAGGACUGGAGAAAUGUAGAUCUGAAUAGUAUCACUAAACAGACACUUUAUACAAUGGAAGACUCCAGAGAAGACCAGAGAAGACUUAUCAUCCAAUUAUAUCAAGAAUUCGACCGGCUCCUGGAAGAUCAGUCUCCUAUUGAGGCCUACAUUGAGUGGUUGGACUCUAUGGUGGAGAGAUGCGUCGUGAGGGUGGCGGGGAAGAGACCCGGAUGUCUGAAGAGGUUAGCACAGCAGUUCCUGCUCAUGUGGUCGUGUUUUGGGACCAGGGUAAUCCGCGACAUGACAUUGCAUAGCGCACCCAGCUUCGGCUCAUUUCAUUUGAUUCAUCUCAUGUUUGAUGACUAUGUUCUGUACCUGCUUGAGUCUCUGCACUGCCAAGAAAGAGCCAAUGAGCUUAUGGGAGCUAUGAAAGGGGAGGGUGCACCAGCAGAUACCGGGGAGGAGCUGAUGCUGAUGGGCUCCACUCCCACAUCCACAUCACCUGAACCCUGCUCUCCCGCCAAAUCCGUUCAUUCUGCGGGAGUACCUGCAGCAGGUUCCCCCAAUUCAGCACAGUCUCCGGAGUAUCCGGGCGUUCCUGCUACAGCAGGAGCUGUUCAGUCAUAUACCUGGUCCCUUACAUACACAGUGACAACUUCAGGUGGCAGCCCAUCUGAGACUGGAUCCCAGCUUUCCUGUAUGCGAGGCGGACCCCAUGUACACACCCCCUCCCCUGCCCACCGGAUGCCGGUUUACCCACAUAGAGAUGAGCACGGGUAUACUGGCAGCUAUAAUUACAGCAGCUACGCUAACCAACAUCACGCCCUCCAGAGUCAAUAUUCAAGUCUGAGCCACGAGCCUGGGCUGCCCACCCCUCUGCACUAUUCUUCGUACCGUACCUCUGCACAGUACCCACUCAACAGUCAGAUGUCACGAAUGGAGUCCUGUUUGAUGAGCAGCUCUCCACUCUUACACUCAUCCCCGGUGACCCCACGCUGGCCAGAUGUGCCCUCCGCCAACAGCUGUUACUCCAGCCCUGCUGUCCACACGUCCCGCUACGGCUCCACUGGAGACAUAUACUCGCCUCUUGCCCCACGUAGCAACUCUGAAUAUGAACAUGCACAACAUUUUCCAGGAUUUGCCUACAUAAACGGGGAGGCCACGACAGGGUGGGCAAAAUGAUUUCUGCCCUCCCCGUGUAUCGUCCAGGACUACUGGAGUACGUCGACAGACGUGUGCAUGUAGAAAGCUGGAUGGACAGACCAAUGGCGACUCGUAUUUAACAUGAUUACAGAGAAUGUAUCUGUGUUGGAAUGAGAUUGUGUCUCCCGAGGUUUGUUUUAGUGAUGUGAUCAGUGUUUACAGUGAAAGCUGCCAAUGAAACUCUUUGAAGCGCAAUCAUUGUGAGAGUGCAAAACGGCAGUAUUCCAAUUGUGCCUUCACCCAUUUUAUUUCUCAUUUAUCUCCCUAAAGAGCAUAUUUAACGUCUCUCUUAGUCACUGCGCACACACUUUGAUCACCGUCCUUGUUUCAUACUGAGACAAACACGCAUCUGACGAAGGUUGGGUGUUUGACGUCAGAUGGCGUACCCCUUUUGAGUCCUUGUUAACGUCAUCUCAAAGUUUGCUAUUUCUCUAUAGCGUAAACAAAUUCUCAACCAGGAAGAAAUGCCUUAAUGUUUGAUCCUAGCACACCCUUUGGAUGGAAGCCAGAAUGUAGACGUUAGGAAAUGGCCAAUAAUGUGUUGCAUGCGUACUGUAUAUGAAGAUCAGAUUUGUCAUAAUUACCCCAGCUUUAUACAACUCAGAAACUUCCGCUUGAGCUCUUUGUUACACACACUGCGGGAGAACGUUAGAGAUCUUUUCUGUAGCUAUGUAACAUUGUGUCCCUCUGCAUUGUGUAUCUGUGUUUGAACUGUAUAUCCUGUUUUGUAUAAUUUAGAAACCGACAAAAUUUUAACCUAGGUUUGUGUGUUUUUCGAAUGCACUCAAAUGUACUGUGGACCUAUUACCCUAUGGGUAGGAAUAAAAAGGAAAGAAUAUGAAAAUGUAACAUUUAUUAUUGUUUUUAGUCACUUUCUCUUGUAAAUAAAAGCACUCAGUAACUUCUGUGGUGACAGCUGUUACCAUGUAAAUGAUAUAAUGUGGAAUUAUUUGUUGCCACAUAAAGAUUUUUUUAAAUCAGA